CGCACAGGUUUCUGGGAUAGUACUUCGGUAGCAGGUUUGACAAGCAAAAAAACACUGAACACCUAAGCUGUUUGUAUUCUUCUUGCACCCGUCUGUCGUUCCGCUUCUCUUAUGUGGAAGAUAGACUGGGCGCAUUGCUGUACAGUUGGUUCUCCGACCUCGGCAACAUUCUCUCUGCAAAAGGGCUUGAAAGAGACGUUCUGUCCUGAUCCUCCACAGAAAAUGUAACCCAUUUAACUUGUUUAAAGUUUUUUCUCACAUGACGCGGAAAGCUGUGGAGAAGAUUACGCUUCUGAAAAGCUCCCUCGGACGCAGCAGACAAUCGACGAGAAAGCGGCCUGGACGAAGAAUGAGAUUUUACGAGCGUCGGGGUGUGGUCUGCUCUUUUUCUCGCGUGUGAAGCUCCCGCUUUUCAAGGAAAAGCAAGCUGCUUUGUCUCCUUUUUCUGCUUCUUUUAUUUUGCCUCUGUGGCGGCCCUUUCCCCAUCAUUUUCCGUGCUGCUCUGCCGUCGUCCUCUGUCGCUUUCCGUCGUCCCGGGUUCACUUCCCCGCAAAAUCACUGUUUCCGCGGCGUGAUCAACGCCGUUGUUGAGGCAAAGCGACGGUUAUUGCCGAAGCCGGCUUUUCAGCGGUGCUCUCGCGAAACUCCGAGCAUUGCUGAAUUGCAGCUCGAACAUAAAGGCGAACUAUUUGGAUAUUGUUCCAGCAGUCUGAUUCCCGAAAACUUCGUUCAUGGACGUAGUCGAGGUCGUUCGCGCUUCCUGCGCACCUGGCUUUCCCCUCAAGAACGCAUCCGGGAGGUUCCGGGAAACAAAACAGUGUAGCUGAGACAGCUCAUUUUUUGGCAGAAGCGACAUGCCAAAGUGCCUUCGCUUCGUGAUCUUCGGCGCUUGGCCAACACUCGCUUGGCCGAGGGAAGGGGAAACGUUUGCGACUUUCUAUGCCCGCAGAGUCGCGGAGUCUUUUCCGCCUACAACGCGUAUGUAUGCAGAAGUGUAUAGAUACUCACAUGUCUGCACACCCCAUUUAUGGACUUUUUUCAAUUGUAGGCUGCACGCCUUACCGUUCUUGAGCCUGCUAACUAGUGUGGAUUCGUGGGGAAAAGACAGAUUUCAUGCCCGUUCCCGAAUUUCUUUUCCUCACCGGUUUCUCGUCGCGGCUGCCGCAUGCGCGCUGUUGAUCCUGUAGUUACAAAGCUGUAGAUCUUCGCUUGUCUUCCCUGUCUGGAUUUUGUCUUCAAUUUUUCUCUGGAACAGAAGGCUUUCAAGAAGUCUCCAGUACCAUACUCUCAGGCUUAUGCAGAUCCUUACACACCCGCAGUGACCCAGUGGUUCCCUUUCUGUGCAUGUGUGCCAGUGAAUCCCGAAACUCGGCUGCUGCUGCUCGGUAGUUUUCGCAGUCAGUGCCGCCUAAGAGGACGGAGAUGACCUCUGGAAACACGUCGAGAGGUACGUUCAACUUCGGGUACCACGCCCUGCCAUUGUUCACAGCUUUCCAGUCUUUGCAUGCGGCGAAUGCAAGGCACCUGGUUCCCACUCCGUGCCGCACGUUCAGCUGGCUUCUUUGCGUGUGACGCGUUGAACGAUUGCGCGGAAAGGCAAACGCUUUCACGAGGAUGCGCAUCGUCCACAGACGCCUAUUUGUCCCUCCCGGUACAGCAAGUGCCAGCUGAGACCGUCGGCAGAGAACAUUGUUAGCCCACGAGGCGACGCAGCACAAGUCCGUCUUUUCGGCCUUACACUGCGAUUACUGAUACCAAGUAGGAGUCGUUCCAUGGAGACAGAGAGCGCCCCUGUCCAGGUGUGUGUACGUCUUGAAGAAGGGUGUAGGUGAAACUGGAACUAUGCCUGGGAGAAAGGAAGACCUCAGAGAGGAGAGUCUCGGCAGGGACCGAGACGCGAGUCCAGAGGAGCUGGCGCAUGCAUCUAACCUGACCGACGUUGGCAAUAAUGGAAACGUGAGCACUUCUCCGCUGUCCUCCUCUUCACAAGAGGAGAAGGGGGAAGACGCUGACGAGCCCGCGCCACGGUCUCCGCGGGAGUCGUCCGUCGAUCUCUCAGUCAGCAACCCCAGGGACCGACCUCAGAUUCUGAUGGUCGAGCCUAAUGGCCGGACCACGGCCUCAGAUUCUCCUGCAGGCCCUAGGAGAGGCGCUUGUGUGGGAGGCGAAGAUGCGAGGUCCGCAGGGAUGGCGACGUCGUCAAGGAAGUCCCCAGCUUUGACUCCAGUCCCUAGAGAUCGCGCAUGCAGACGCAGCGGCUCGCUCGAGGACGCUCCUUCUGGAGGAGAUGGACGUCGACAGCAAGUGGAAAGGUGUGAAGCGCGAGAUAGCAUGAAAGGCGUCGCAGGAGACACCCGGGUGUCGAGUCCCGAAACCGACAAGGAGUCGAGGCGCGCCCCGGGCGCGUCAGUGAAUCCAUGUUUGUCUCCAAGUGGACAGGCCAAGUGUACAGACGCAGGGUCCAGAGGGAUCAACAGUUCAGACGCAAGAGCGGGACUCGUGAGAGCAUCGGCAGCUGCUGUCGUUAGUCGCGUAACCACAAAUGGGCCGCAGAGCAAUGGGUACACGAGCGUAUCCUACCUGGACGACUUUUACAUGCGCCAGAGGACGCGCGCCGAGUACGAGGCCCAGCGGAGGGAAGAGGCUCGACGCGAGAUGAUGACAUGGAGGGGGGCGCCGGCUACCAAGGAGUUUCAGUGGCUGCAGAGGCUGCGACAUGAACAGGACGAGUCCCCUGCGUCCGGGAGUCCAGGUUCCGCGGCCGGACCCUCCGCGGGGCCUGUCUACGGUCGCGCCUUAGUGGGGGCACUCAGAGCCUCGACCUGUGGCCAGGCUGACGUCUGGCAUCGAGGUGACUUGAGCAGCAAGUCGCCUGGCAAAGUGAUCAAACGCAGCGCAACCCUUCCGGAGGAAACGCGCCUUGUCAAACACCUCAUCAGUUUGUUCCAGGCUGGGUCGACUCGGCGACCGAGCUGGAGGUCCGGUGGAGCUCAGAGUGGUGAGGUCCGCUCCUCGGGGUCGCCUCGAGAAGGGACAGUCCCGGGGCCUCCAGUGAGACAGUGGGAGACGUUCCGCCCGACAUCGCCGCCAACGAGUGGAAGCAACGAGGGCGUCAGCUCGACCGCAGGGAAGCGAAGCGGAUACUUCUCCGUGAGAGCUCUGGGCCGGACGCUUUCCUUUCCUCGCCCCUCAGCUUCCUCGACUCGCGGUGCCCCUGUUCCAGGAGGUUCAUUUGGGUCCACGCAGCCAUGGGCCGACGCCCAGCGUGCAUCGAGUCGCUCCACUGACUGCCUUGGGGUCCCUGCGUACUUCUCCUCCGACGCCUCCUCACUGGUUCACGGGCCGUGGCCUGCUGGGGAGCAUGCGUCUCCUCGCCGCGUUUCGGUCCACUCUGAUCCGCGAUCGACGAGCUGGGCGGUCCCGACGCAUCAGCCGCCGGCGGGCAUCCCGAUGAGCAGUUCCUCAGGAACUCCGGCGAUGUCCCUUCCCGUCUUCGUGACGCCUCGGCCGACUGCGGCCUCAGGGCCUCCGCGCCUAAGUCGCGAAGAAGUCCUCGUCAUUCAAGAUGCGCUUCUCCGGUACCAGGCGGUCCGGCAACAGGGACAGCCGAUCCAGGGGGUGCCUCACAGAGGCGAGUACCGGCGAGUUCCCGCCGCCAGUUACUCGACCCUGUUUCGAGGCGCCCCGGGUGUGGGUGGGACUCCAGGGCCGAUCGUUCACUCGCCAAACGGGGCCGUGACUUUCAACCUGUCUCAGCAGAGACAGCGCGGUGUCGCAGACGCAGGAGGCGCGUGUCGGUUGCACCAGAACACCCGGGAAAGCAUCGCAGGAAACAAGGGAGACGUGGGCGUUUCAAAAAAACUCGAACGGAGUGGCGCAGAGGGGGCUGGAGUCGAGCCUUUUUUUGAGCGGGUGGAACCCCCGACGGCAAGUUCAGAGGCAAUCGCCGAAGACCCAGAGAAUUUGGGGGCGCGAGACGAAGAGGGAAACCGAGGAGACGACGCACAGAAGACAGAAAUCGAACGCGAAGAAGCGAGAGCGCUAUCGGCUGGACGAGGAACAGGGGCCCGUGAAGAAGAGGGUAAAACAUGCAGAGGCGACAGCCGACCGACGACGGGUGAAUCCGACGUCCGUGAAGAGACACAAUCUGCCGUGCUACAGCCUCGCAGAGAAGAACGUUCGAUAAACGCAGAUGGGGCAGCAGAAGUCUCUGCUGGGGCUUCCAUAAAAGACUCGGUCGCCGUUUCUCAGGACGAAUCAGCAAAAGAGAAAACUUGGUCCGAUACCGAGGCGGCGCCUGUCGGAGAGCCGGCUGCCACGGAUCAGUCGACCCUUGGAGAAGCCAUCGAGUAUGAGGCUUCUGGACCGGCAACGAGGAGGCGCGUCGACGCCCGCGCUCUCUCUGUGGCCAUCAGCACGGUCUCCUCUUUUGCUGGACAGCAGACAGCGGGAGGACAGGAGGAAGGCCCUCCGGGUGCGGUCACGAGCUGGCAGACCCACGAAGAGGCCAUUAUGUGUCUCGCCGACUGCUUUGCGGCAGCCGCUGUGGACCUCGAAGGCUCUGGGCAUGGGAGGUCGGGCGACCUUGCUCUAGCGAUGCCAGAGGACCCUAAACAGAGGCAAGAAUGCGAGGGGACGAGUCCACCCGAUGGAGCUGUGCAGUUUGGCAUCAGUGGGGUUUUGGAUGCGAGCGACAGCUCGCCCUCCGACGACGUACCGCAGGAGGACCUGAAACCGUAUGAACGAAUUAUGUUGAAAUUCCUGCAGUACAGAGAGUGGUGGGAAGCCCAGACGAAGAGCGGGGGCGACGGCGAGUCUCAGGCUGUCGACGAGCUUUUGUCUGUGUUCGACGCGAAUGGCGAGGAUGGGGUAAACGACGGAGAACGAAAACGCAGCCUCGAUGCCAACGAAGAGGCCCAGCAACUGCGGGAAAUUGACGCCAUCCUGGAGUCGAUUCCUGACCUACGGAGAGACAUUCAACUGUUUGGGACUCUGGAUUCGUUCGGGGCUUCCGAACUGGCCGCCGACGCAGGACUGUUCAACUUCAACUUUGCCGAGCAAGACGCGAUUCACCUCUUCUCUGAGGACGAGGGCGAAAAUGAAGACUCCGGGAAAGGCGGCGACGAGGCGCCGACGGACAGGCGUUUGCCAAAUGGUCCAAAAGAUCCACGAGAGCCACUCGCCGGAAGUCUGGAAGUUCCCUCGGACGUGCACUCCGGCCAGUCGGCGUUGCCUGGCGUCGGUGGCGCAGAGGAAACAGACGACGUGACAAGGGUCGCGUCUGAAACGCCCAUCAGCGCCUCAGCGCUACUCAGAGCCCAGUACCUCGUCGGGCCGCUUCGUGUGAGCCACUUGGCGGCAGGGACGGCAGCGGGGCAACGAAUUGGAGACUCGUCUUCAAGCCCAGAUGUAAAUCAUGAUAGAGAACAAGACAGACAGUGAGAGAUGACCGGGAAAGGAAGAAAACACAGGAGACGCCAAGGCGAAACAGAGAGUGUUGAGGACAGGGAGAAGGAGAGGGAUAAACAAGCAGCGAUCAACAGGGAGGAACAUGAGUAGUGACUGGGAAUGCGACCGUGAGGCGAGGGCGGCGACGCUGUCACUGAAGAAAAGGGGUGUUGUCGACACCGGAGAGCGACGAAUCGUGGAGAGGUCGUGAAGGCAGUGCAACUCCGGGGAGCAACGGAGAACGGACAGAAAAAAGCAUCCAGAAAGCAGCAGAUGCCAGCACAUGUGCUCGAGAUGCACAACUUUCAGUGGGAGGGCACCAACGUUGUUCCAGGUUACACAGAGCUCUCUUUACCCCGACAACUUGGUGCCUCGUCCACUGUCGAUCGAUUUUUGAGGAGCGCAUGAACCUAAACAUGAGUUGUGAUGAGCUUUUGGGUCCUUACUAGGGCAACCUGUGCGUCCGUAAACCGAUCCGUGUCUCGCCCUAACAGCUCUCUGACGCCUGGCGGGAACCUGACCAGUUUAAUUGCUGAGCGGAAA
Messenger RNA from Toxoplasma gondii ME49, 5991 nucleotides. RefSeq lists its product as hypothetical. The record is from RefSeq and is a predicted model, not a curated record. The coding region runs from base 1843 to 5442 and encodes 1199 amino acids. Lineage: Eukaryota; Apicomplexa; Conoidasida; Eucoccidiorida; Sarcocystidae. The transcript has a single exon.